AUGUCACAGUCCCAUGAGAUAGACGAAGAUACCGAUAUGGCUAUUUCGUAUACAACCCAGUCGUCAACCGGACAUCCUCACCAAACCCUCCCCUCAUUCCGCGAGCUCCUCCCCGCCCACCUCCACGAUGAAAUCGAAUCAACUUCCCCAUUUUACACCACCCCCCGCCACUCACAAGAGCGCCCACCUUCAGGCCACGAAAUGGCCGACCCCCGCUCAAUCCCAUAUGGCAACCAAUCCAGCAAUAUGCCCUAUGAUUCUCAUCGCGAAUACACAGUCUCCCGCGGUGCAGACCAUCAACCCCGGAUGCCAGAUACAGGCCACCACCACAUGCAUCUAUCCGAAAACGCAUCCCGCGGUCCCAGCCCAAUCCUCCCCCCAAUCCGUGACCUGGACGCCGGCCGAGCAAUGAACCCAUCCUCCAACAAAGGGUACUCUGAGCGGCCCCCACGCUCCGACCCUUUCGUCGCCCAGGAAUACCGCCAGCCCGGACCGACGGCAACAGUGAUGUCCACUGAUUCGCAUCCACGCGGCGAGCACUUUGCUGGACCCAUCAUGCAUCCACAGUCACCAUAUGGGCAUCAUCCCAUCGGGUAUGCGGAUGAGCAGAUGUCGCCCCAGAUGAUGGGGCAUGGGCAGGGGAAUUUCGGGAUUAUGGGGGAUCCGAUUGAUCCUAAGACGAAGCGAAGACGGGGGAAUUUGCCCAAGCCUGUUACAGAUAUUUUGCGGGCUUGGUUCCAUGAGCAUCUUGAUCAUCCUUACCCAAGUGAGGAGGAUAAGCAGAUGUUUAUGACGAGGACGGGGCUUUCGAUUAGUCAGAUUAGUAACUGGUUUAUCAAUGCUCGGAGACGACAGCUUCCUGCGCUGCGGAACCAAAUGCGCAGUGGUGCGGAUACUGAAUCUCAACGACAGUCGCCUUUCAGUGAUGUUGAUGGAGAGCACAUGCCCUCUCAUCACUAG
Penicillium vulpinum is the source of this 960-nucleotide messenger RNA. Its product is annotated as homeobox domain-containing protein. Gene Ontology annotation, biological process: regulation of transcription by RNA polymerase II. The record is from RefSeq and is a predicted model, not a curated record. Lineage: Eukaryota; Fungi; Ascomycota; Eurotiomycetes; Eurotiales; Aspergillaceae. Bases 1 to 960 code for a protein of 319 amino acids. Gene Ontology annotation, molecular function: RNA polymerase II cis-regulatory region sequence-specific DNA binding; DNA-binding transcription factor activity, RNA polymerase II-specific. The transcript is spliced from 3 exons.